AUGUAUUUCCAUCGUUUCAACCUGAUUUCUUUACCUCUUUCCUUUCUCUUGAACUUUUCAGACGAUGCCUUCUCUCCUUAUUUCUCAGACUCACCCUUUCGAUAUUUUUCAGCUUCUCGUUAUCGCCUUUGUAACAACCACCGUCACUGCUUUCUUUCUUGCCUAUUUGAUUCAUCAGAGAAAAUACAUUUGCGUGAUAAACUAAAAUAUUUGUCUGCCUGCCUGUCUGUCUGUCUAUCUAUCUAUCUAUCUACCUACCUUAGUCUGUUCAUAACUAUCUAUCUCAGUCUGUUCAUAUCUAUCUCAGUCUGUUCAUAUCUAUCUCAGUCUGUUCAUAUCUAUCUAUCUAUCUAUCUAUCUAUCUAUCUAUCUAUCUAUCUCAGUCUGUUCCUAUCUAUCUAUCUAUCUAUCUAUCUAUCUAUCUAUCUAUCUAUCUCAGUCUGUUCAUAUCUAUCUAUCUAUCUAUCUAUCUAUCUAUCUAUCUAUCUAUCUAUCACCUGUUUAUGA
Acanthosepion pharaonis is the source of this 507-nucleotide messenger RNA. NCBI's taxonomy places the organism in Eukaryota, Metazoa, Mollusca, Cephalopoda, Sepiida, Sepiidae. The record is from the annotation of a GenBank genome assembly.